AUGAAGAUAUCAAAUUUCAUCAGCGCAAGCCUCGUGGCUCUGCUGUCUAGUGUCAGUUAUGUUCAAGCAGCAACUUACUCCAACCCAUUGGAACCCAGAAAUGGUGGCGAUCCCAGUAUCGUCUGGCACGCGGGCUGGUAUUACAUGACAUCAACCACUUGGGGCGAUGUCCGUCUUAGAAGGGCAAAAACCUUGAACGGUCUCAAGACUGGAGAGUCAAAGAUCAUUUAUCAGAGCAAUGAGCCCAGCAGAUGCUGCAAUGUUUGGGCUCCCGAAUUGCACAAUGUUGGCGGAACAUGGCAUGUGUAUUUCUCUGCUGGAACCCGAGCCAAUACCGACAAUCAGCGCUCCCAAGUCCUCAAAGGCGGCGCCAAUCCAUGGGAUGAAUUCAGGUUUGCCGGCACCCUCAACACGCCAAACUGGGCCAUUGACGGCACCCGGCUCACAAUCGACAACAAAAACUAUUUCGUCUACUCGUGUUGGAGAUCCGAUACUGGAACCAACCUUCAAAGUCUUUGUAUUUCAUUAAUGUCCUCACCUACGACUCUCACCGGCGGAGAGUUCCUCCUUUCAUCUCCCACUGCCGACUGGGAGAGGUUCGGAGAUUUCCCAGUGAAUGAGGGGCCAUUCGCGCUUUACCACGGAGGAAAGACGUUCAUUUCAUUCUCUGCGUCCUUUUGUGGAUCUCCGCAAUACAGUCUCGGAUAUCUCACGUACAGAGGCAGCGGUGACCCUCGCCAGAAAUCCAACUGGAAGAAGUCAGGCCGUCAAUUCACUGCUGCCAACGGAAACUUUGGAACAGGUCAUAACUCAUUCUUCACUUCGCCCGACGGAACCGAGACUUGGAUGGCCUAUCACUCCACUCCCAACGCAGCUGGAAGCUGUGGCGACCGCUUCGCCAAUGCAAAGAAGAUUGACUGGAACCCAGAUGGCUCUCCCAAGCUCGGGUCAGCUCCUGCCGCUAACCAGAACCUUGCAGGUCCUCGCGGUGAGUGA
This is a messenger RNA of Fusarium oxysporum Fo47, 996 nucleotides long. RefSeq names its product arabinofuranosidase. NCBI's taxonomy places the organism in Eukaryota, Fungi, Ascomycota, Sordariomycetes, Hypocreales, Nectriaceae. Gene Ontology annotation, molecular function: hydrolase activity, hydrolyzing O-glycosyl compounds. Gene Ontology annotation, biological process: carbohydrate metabolic process. The transcript is spliced from 4 exons. The record is from RefSeq and is a predicted model, not a curated record. Bases 1 to 996 code for a protein of 331 amino acids.